Messenger RNA from Hypanus sabinus (Atlantic stingray), 946 nucleotides. Its product is annotated as interferon tau-like. Gene Ontology annotation, cellular component: extracellular region. NCBI's taxonomy places the organism in Eukaryota, Metazoa, Chordata, Chondrichthyes, Myliobatiformes, Dasyatidae. The transcript has 4 exons. The record is from RefSeq and is a predicted model, not a curated record. Gene Ontology annotation, molecular function: cytokine receptor binding. Gene Ontology annotation, biological process: defense response. The coding region runs from base 128 to 688 and encodes 186 amino acids.
CACCAGCGUUCGCUCCCGGAUCACAAGCCGUGGCAUUUCCAUAUCGAGAGUUCCAUUCGGCGAACAAGACCCGUUUUCGGAGCUGAUUCUGGUCUCAGAUCGGUGCUGUAUUCAGUGUCGGGUGAAGAUGGCAUUGGGCCGUGUUUGGAGAGUUUGCAGUGUGUGGCUGUUGUUGACCGUGACCCUGACCCUGGGCUGUGAGAGGUUACAGUUACUGCAAGUUCUCAACAGAGAGACUCUGGGCGAGCUGAAUGAAAUGGGUGGCCGCCUCCCUCGACACUGUGUGACUGAGAGGCUGUCGUUGAAAACCAAGCCCUUGGAGCUGGUGAAACUUUCGGCGGAGGUUCCUGCCCAGGAAAGGAUCCAGAUUGUCCAUCAGACCCUGCAUCACCUCCGCAGGAUCUACAGUAUGAACCUGAGCUCAGUCAGCUGGGUCCAGAGCUCAGUGGAACUCCUUCGGCUUCUGUUGGAUCGGCAGCUCAGAGAGCUGGAUGUGUGUGUCCGGAAACCAGGCUCAGAGACCAGACCAAGGAAGAAUGCCGCAAUUCUUAAAUACUUUCAGAAAUUGAGAGAGUUUCUGAAACAGAAGGGAUUCAGCAACUGUGCCUGGGAGAUAACCCGCACUGAGACCAUGACGCAUUUGAAACAGCUCCUUCUCAUUAUGGCAAAAAUCAGCAGAGAUCACUGAAGAUUUUCCAGAGUCAAUUUCAUGAGGGAUCAAGAUUUAUGACUAUUUAUUUAAAAUAAAUUUCAAGGAAAAGUAUAUCUGAACAGACUGAUAUUACAUUCAAAAAUAAAUUAAACUAAAUGCUAGAAAUGUUAAUGGAAACACCAACUGGUGCAAAUAAUCAGUGCAUGUGCAGAAGAAACCUGAGUUAAUUCCUCGAGUCAAUGCUCAUAAACUUGAAACGCUAACUGUUGUUCACUCCUCUCAGCAGUUGUCGGA